CUCUUUCGUGCUCUUUCCCCGCCGACCUGGAAAACGAAAGAAACUUCAACAUGGCUGCCGAACAUGACCUAACGAUGCGCAUGAUCCCUUUCUUGGAUCGCCAUCUCGUGUUCCCUCUUUUGGAAUUUUUGGAAGUCAAAGAGUUGUAUGCAGUCGACGAUUUGCUCAAGGCCAAAUAUGAAAUGUUCCGUAACUCCAACAUGGCUGAUUUCAUUCUCGAUUUGCAUAAAAAGAUCAACAACACAGACGAAACGCCCAAGGAAAUCGCGGCAAAGAGACAGCAAGUCUUGGCCAAGAUGGAGCAGUUGCAAGCCGAAGUUCAAAAGGUCAUGCAAGUCCUCGAGAAGCCCGAGGUGAUCUCGGUCCUCCGUCAGGAUAAGGUUCAAAACUUGCAGACUCUCAAGGAAAACUACAACUUUACCGAAGAGACGAUCGAUAUCCUUUACGAAAAUGGUCAGUUCGAAUUUGACUGUGGUAGCUAUGGUGGUGCUGCCGAUAUGUUGUACCAUUACCGUGUACUGUCAACAAACGAAGAGCGAUGCUUCUCUGCAACGUGGGGCAAGAUGGCUGCAGAAAUUCUGACCGGUAACUGGGAUGUUGCAUUGGAAGAAUUGCAAAAGUUGAGAGAGACGAUCGAUCACAAGAGUGGCGUCGCUCCUCUUCAGCAACUCCAGCAGCGCACAUGGUUGAUUCACUGGUCGCUGUUCAUCGUCUUCAACCACCCCAAGGGUCGCGACAGCAUCAUUGACAUGUUCUUUGCCCCUCAAUACAUCAACACGAUCCAGACCUCAUGUCCAUGGGUUCUGCGCUACCUUGCCGCAGCUGUUGUGACGAGCAAACGCAGAAAGGCACAAAUGAAGGAAUUGGUCAAGAUCAUCGAACAGGAGGCAUACGAAUACCGGGACCCGGUCACCGAGUUUGUCGAAGCACUUUUUGUCCGCUUUGAUUUCGACGGCGCACAAAAGAAGUUGAAGGAAUGCGAGGAUGUCCUUGCCAACGAUUUCUUCUUGAACGACAUCCAGGAGGAUUUCAUGGAAAGCGCACGACAGUUUAUCUCGGAAACCUACUGUCGCAUCCAUCAAAAGAUCAACAUCAAGGAUAUGACGCAGACUUUGAACUUGGACCAAGAAGAGGGUGAAAAGUGGAUCGUUAACUUAAUCCGGGAUACGCGUGUGGAUGCAAAGAUCGAUUUCGAAGAGAACACUGUUAUCAUGAACCCGCCUGUCACGUCUGUAUAUCAACAAGUCAUUGAACGCACCAAGGGUCUUUCCUUCCGUUCCCAAGUCCUGUCAUCUGCCAUCAAGAGACGCGAAAAUCAGGCCGCAUCCAAAGAAACGACCGCUUAAAAACGAUAACUCAUAUAAACUACCUUUCUCUCUCUCUCUCUCUAUUUCUCUCCCGCACACUAGUCUCUGUAGCCACACUUUUGUUUUCUUUUCUUUCGCGCGCUCUUUCUCACUCACUCACCCUUUCUUUUUUUCCUUGUGUGAUUAAAAAAGCUUACGUUUUUUGUUUUCUUUGAUUACAUUACAUUACAUGCAUUUAUAUAGUCAUCUACAAAAUACUAUUGUUUAUAUGUCAAAUGAUAUGAAGUCAAGGGAGAAUAGAAAUGCGACACGGUGGCAAGCUUUUCUG
This is a messenger RNA of Zychaea mexicana, 1635 nucleotides long. Its product is annotated as eIF3 subunit 6 N terminal domain-containing protein. Bases 51 to 1346 code for a protein of 431 amino acids. Gene Ontology annotation, biological process: translational initiation. The record is from RefSeq and is a predicted model, not a curated record. Gene Ontology annotation, molecular function: translation initiation factor activity. The transcript is spliced from 7 exons. Gene Ontology annotation, cellular component: eukaryotic translation initiation factor 3 complex; nucleus; cytoplasm. Lineage: Eukaryota; Fungi; Mucoromycota; Mucoromycetes; Mucorales; Lichtheimiaceae.